Messenger RNA from Cladocopium goreaui, 1243 nucleotides. The record is from the annotation of a GenBank genome assembly. Lineage: Eukaryota; Dinophyceae; Suessiales; Symbiodiniaceae.
UCUGGAACCCUGAAGCGCGUGGUGCGCUUGGUAGCCAUGGCAGAGAUGGUAGAUCCUGGUGAUCCAUUUGAUGUGCAAGAGGCAAUCUUGCUUGAAGGAGAAGAUGAAGAAACAUUCAAUCGACUUGUCCAGGAAUUGGAGCUUCGACCGCACCUGGCAUUCCCUUUGGCUCAGUGGAUGAUCCCUCAAUUGACCUUUGCACCUUCAAGUGCUGUGAGUGGUGCCGGAUCCCACCGUUUCAUCGGGGUCAUCCACUUCCAGCAUCAGAAAGGGUUCAGCUUCAUUCGCUCGAGGGAAGCAACAGAGGCUUUCGGCAUGGACGUCUUCCUACAUUCUUCUCAAAAGGGAGAUUUCAACUUGAAUGAUCAGGUCUGUUUCGCUGUGCUGCUGAACAAGGAUGGAAAGCCUCAGGCUUUCGACUUGACGAAGCCCACAGAAACAGACAUUGCGCGAUGGGGUCAUGCACCGAAAACAGUGGAGGGGUGGGUUCCAGCAAGCGACAGCUGGGAAGAGCCUCAGAAGGGCCUGAACGAGGAGAAGGUUCAAACUGGAGAAGGAGAGGGCAGAUAUACCGGAACGAUCUCCGCCUUCAAGCCUUCACUGUACGGCUUCAUAAAGUGUGCAGAGAUUUUCGCGCAAACCCAAAAUGAUGUUUGGGUCCAUCACAAGCAGAUCCAGGAUUUCAAAGUUGGUGACAUGGUGACAUUCACCGCCAUCGCCAACAAGAAUGGUCAACCGCAAGCUAUUGAUCUGCAAGCAGCUGUGCAAGGUCAAGUUGUACCUGCGCGAGCUCCUCCCAGGGCUCAGACAGUGCCACCGAAAGAACCACCAAAGCAGGUGCCGCCAAGACAUGGCUUUGCAGUGACUGCGAAACCUGCAGGUGCACCUCAGGCAACUCCGAUUGGUGCGCGGAAAAGACCCGCCGACUAUUCGCCUCCUGAAGCUGACCCGACUGACCCGACUGGGUUAGUUGGGAGCCGCCAGUGUGGAACCAUCACAGCUUGGAGGCCAGGAGGCAAGUACGGAUUCUUGAAGUGUGAAGAGACCUUUGCAGUAUUUCACAAGGAUUGCUGGGUACAUCAUCAACAGAUUGGUGGAUUCAAUGAAGGCGACACGGUCAGCUUUACGGUUGUCAUGAACAAGGAGGGCAAUCCUCAGGCUAUCGACUUGCAGGCUGAAGACAACAAACGCGUUCGGCAAUGACGUCUCAAAUGAAAAAGAGAAGCCGAUAACUUGGUAAUGG